This is a messenger RNA of Parnassius apollo (apollo), 216 nucleotides long. Lineage: Eukaryota; Metazoa; Arthropoda; Insecta; Lepidoptera; Papilionidae. The record is from the annotation of a GenBank genome assembly.
AUGAGCGAACUGUUUCCCACAUUCGACAGGGAGCUGGUGGCGCUGGUAGCGUACCUCGAGCGCGGCGACCCCUACGGCGCGCUGCGCGCGCUGGCGUGUGCGGGACGGCGCGUGCUGGGUGAGGGCGGGGCGGGCGCGGGGGCAGGCGUGGGCGGUGGGGCGGGCGGCGAGGAGGUGCGCUGGUGGUGGCCUAGUGUGAGUGCAGCCAUGGCCUGA